AUGGCCACCACGCCCGGCAAACCACGCACGUCAGGUAUACCCGCGCGCUCGGCGAUCCCCACGCCCGGACGCGCGCGUGCAGCGUCGGGCAGCGCGCCGUCUGCGCCGUCGAUGCCGCCGAUGCCGGACAUGAGCACGUUCGAGGCGGCCGUGCGACACAACGACCCGGCCUCGCACCGCACGACGCCGCACUCCGUCUACAGCACGCUCAGCCCUGAAAGCGUCGCGCGUUCGGGCCGGCGAAGCGUAGCGUCCAACGCCUCAUCGUCCUCUGCCACGCCCGCAUCUGCGCCCAUACCCGCGCCCAGAUAUUCUACGCCUACGGUGUCUACUACCAGGAGAUCGCAGAGCAGACAGAGCGAUGUGUUCGCAAGGAGUAGCUCGCGUGCCGGCGCUGGUGGGCCGUUUGAGCCGGAGGUUGGCGAUGGGGUUAGGCUGGAGAGUCAUGGGUUCGAGGGCGUGUUGAGGUUUGUGGGCGAGAUUGAUGGUAAACCGGGGCUUUGGGCUGGGGUCGAGCUCAGUGGAGGGUUCGCGGGGAAGGGCAAGAAUGAUGGGAGUGUGAACGGAGUGUAUUACUUCCAUUGUCCGCCCGCAUGCGGUGUAUUCGCCAAAUACGACAAGCUCUCUCCCCCAACCGUAGGACCAGGCGCAUACUCGCGUCCAUCAUCCGUAGCAUCCUCCCGCGGAGGCCGUCAGACGCCAUCCUUCUCAUUAUCCCAAUCAACUUCUGGACGCGUCACGCCGUCAAGUUCAGCGGGAUUCUCUUCGGGGCGCGUAACGCCCGCCAGUCGGAUCGGACAACGCACACCGAGUGCGAGGACGAGGACAAAGACUGCGCCGGUGGAUAAUAGUCUCAGUACAUCCUCGAUCGGUACACCCGGAUUUGGACUGAACAGCAAAACCCCUCGACCGGGCAUUCCCUCCAAACCAGGCGUCGGAAUUGGUCUACCCAGCACAACACCAACUAAAUCGCGUCCAUCCUUGACAGGCCCAAAUGGCAAACGCAUACCAAGCGCCAUCGCCAUGCCUCCACCCGCCUCGCCCGCGUCAGCCGCAAGUCGCACCUACACACCUCUCUCCGCAUACGAUCGUGACGAAGAGGAUCAUACGGUCGUACGCAGACUCGGAGGAGCAGGACAGAAUACGGAUAUAGCGGAGAACAACAAAGCCAUUCAAGAUCGUAUCGCGGCGUUGACGAAUGGCCAGAUCUUACCGCCCGUACGAUCAUCGUCCCGCGCAUCGAUAGCAGCGGACGAGUCCGAGGUGUUAAUGUCGUCGCAGACACAGUCGAGCUUCCCAUCCGCGACAUCCCAAUCAUUCUCGAUCUCCAGCCAAACGCACAAUCAAGCAGAAAUGGACGCGCUCGUAGCAGACAACGCACGCUUACGCGGUCUCCUAUCCUCCGCGCAGAGCGAAGAAGAGCAACACGCGCGCCGCGCAGACGAGCUACGCGCCGACCGCGACGCAGCGGCCGAACGCGCCCGCGCAAUGGAGCGCGAGCUGGCGGAACUACGCGAACGCGUCGAGGAAGAGCGCGCCGGCCGCGACGCGCUCGUCCCGCGAGAGGACGCCGAGCGCGCGAUGAAAGAGGCGGAAGAGGCCAAGCGCGAGGCCGAAGCCGUACGCGCGCAACUCGACGCGUCGCAGAAAGAGGCCGAAGACGCGCGUCUGGCGGCCGAGGCGGCCCGCAGCGCCGCCGAAGAGCAAGGCGCGCGGGCGUCUGAACUCGAUACGCGUGCGGCUGAGCUCGAAGCGCGUGAGAGGGACGCUGCGGCGCGCGCACAAGGGCUCGAAGACCUUAAGAACGAGUUGGAGAGCGAAGUCGACGCGUUGCGCGCUGCAGGCCAAGAAACGAUCGCGUUGUACGAAGAACGACUGUCCGAAGCCGAACAGCGCCGAUACGAGCUCGAAGACGCAUUGGCAUCAGCGCGGCGCCUAUCACUCGCCGCGGCCGAACCCGCUUCGCCCGGCACACGCGCGCGCGCAGCGGCGAGUGCGGCGGAGAUCGAGCGCGACGAGCUGAAAGACACUGUCGCGCAUUUGCAGCGCAAGUUGGCUGGGGCUGAGGACGCGCUUGAGGAGGCGAGGGCGGGUGCUGAGAGGGACGAGGGCGCGUAUAGGGAGAGGCAGGGGAGGUGGAGGGAGAAGGAAGAGGGGUGGCGCCGUGAACGCGAGGAGGCUGGGCGCGAGCUUGAGCGGAUUCGGCGCGAAGCCGACGCGGCGAAGGCGAGGGUCGAAGAGGUUGAGGAGGCAUUCAGGGAGGGCACAGUCGCGUUGGAGAAUGCUCGCGCCGAGAUCGAGGGCUUGAGAGCGGAGCUGGCUGAUCUCGAGAGUGCGCGGGGUCAUGCGGGCCAGGGAGAGGGCGAGGCGGAGAGCCUGAGGGAGAAGGUCAAGGCGCUUACGGCUGAACUCGACGGAGUAAGGAAGAAGGCGAAUCGCGAUGUGCCUGUUGGUGGGUCGGAGAGUGGGCACGGACAUCGUGAUUCGAGGAGUGAGGGGAUGGGCAAGGAGCUUGCAGGCCUCAAGCAUAUCGUGUCGGAGCAGCAGAAGGAGCUCGCGAGUCUCGCACAGGCAAACAAGGUGCUCGAGAGCGAGAACCGGCUGUUGCUCAGCGAGACAGAGCAACUGCGCGAAGAGAUGCGUGCACUCGAGGACAGUGUCGAGCGCAGUAUCGCCCGCGAAGAGGCUGCGCUUGCCAGUCCCGCACCCGGGGACGACAGCGCACUCGCACAACAGGUCAAGGAUAUGCGCGUAAGGCACGAGGCCGAACUCGAAGCGUUGCGCAAGCGCCAGUCCGAAGCCGAGAUGAAAGCUGCGCGUACGAUACAUGACCUGAACAAGGAGAUUGGCGAGCUCGAAGCACUCGUAGAGAGCAAGAUAUACCGCGAGGACGAGCUCGAACAAGAAGUCGAGCGCUGGCGCGCCAAAGCCGCUCGCAAGUCCUCGCGCGGUGGCGCGCCUCCACCCCCUCCCGCGGAAGACGCGCGUCGUGGCUCAAUCGCGUCGGUGUCUGCUAGUACGAACCCGAGGGCUUCGAUCGCAAGCAGCAUUGGCGGAUCAUCUGUCAAUGGACAUGGCGUCGAGCCUGGCGUGGAAGUCUGCGAGAUCUGCGAGCAGCCAGGGCACGAUAUCUUCACGUGCGAGGCGCUCAAGGGUUCAGGUGCGCCUGUUGGGGCGCCGCCGGCUGGAGGAGCAGAGGUGCCGGACGUGUUUUGCGAGGACUGCGAGGGGUACGGGCAUACAGCGGCCGAGUGCCCGCACUCGCUUGACGUAUUCUGA
Peniophora sp. CBMAI 1063 is the source of this 3279-nucleotide messenger RNA. The record is from the annotation of a GenBank genome assembly. NCBI's taxonomy places the organism in Eukaryota, Fungi, Basidiomycota, Agaricomycetes, Russulales, Peniophoraceae.